UUACAGGUGUAUUACGUUAUUUGUGCGCUUAUGUUAUUCUGUAAUAUUUAUAAAACUUCACAACUGUCCAGGGAAAUUCUUGUUCUCUAUGCAAUAUUUUGGAACUGUUGAAUUCAUGCAUGUUUACUAUUCUGUGACUGAAAUGUUGACUUUUUGCGUACCUACUGAAGGCUCGUAGAUAUUUCACUAUUCACCAAUCAAUGACUAUCACAUCCAAGUGAAUCAUAAUCGAUGUGUAACAUAUUGGUUUAGGACUUUGUUUAUUGCACAGGCCCCUAACAAAUAUUAUCCGCCGUAUCUAAACUACAAAUUUAAGAGACCAUGGAAUUUUCAUUGCGGAGAUCACUUUUGCAGUUUCUUUCGGUUGUUAUCCUGUAUAGAGCCACUCUCGUUCGGGCUUACAAUAUUUCUCCGGAAUUGAUUCAUUGUUAUCGAGGAAACUAUACACUACCCACGGUCGGAUACAAUCAACAGCUACUGUUGGAGCUGAUCCGGAAGAUCGAAAUGCGGAACCCGACCACGUUGGAUAUGCGGAUGCUGAGUGUGGAUUUGAUGCAUCGCAUACGAAUAGACGGCAUCGAAAAGGCUCCAGGUCUACAGGAAUCUGAAUUCGUCACCCCGUACAGCCCUCGCGGCAUAAUGGUGCCCAAGUACACGCUGCUGCUGCAACUUGUUUCCGACAUUCCUGGAACGAUAGAGUUCCAACAAUUUCUAAGCCCAUUGGAGAUUUGUCUGCUGCAUCGCAUGCUCAGCAGUACCAUUGAACCAUAUCAGCGGGGAGACGAACGGACAACCUGCCCGGGAACUCUAGCCGAUGCUAGGAAUCCUCAGGCACCCUGGAUCACUCAGAAUAAAAGUAAACGUAACGAAACGAGCAGUACCACCUUCAACAGACCAAUCUCUCGCUGUCCACUGGAAGGCGGGACCUAUCGAAGUGCGAUGUAUGGUUCGGUAGCUCCUGGAAUUACCAUCAUGUCGAUCGCAGCCGGGCUUCAGCCGCAAAACGUCCGCAUUAGUGAGUUUGUAUCCGCUUACAAAAGAAAGAACCCCUACGAAAAUCUGGAAACAAUGGAGCGUGCGGACACUCGCAAACAGCUGGAGAAGUUGAUCAACUCGAUGGAAUCGAUCGACAACACCUACGUGACCGGGCUGGCCGGAGAUCUUGCCGAAGUAUGUCUCUAUCAAGGCCCGUACGUUGGUACGGAUGUACGGAUUGGGUUGAAGGGGACGUGGAACGAUACGUACUUUCCCCGAGUUCGGUUUCUUGCAAACGACCACGAUGGACGUUGGGAGAUGACGGACAGUGAGAUUCUGUCCGGUAUCGAUGGGUACUUUUUAGCGCAACAGGUUCCGAGUUUUGUCAACAGGGUGAGAAGACUUCGGUUAUCGCAGGUGUUGGACAUGUACUACAGCGCCCGUGGUAUUCCGGUCAUUUCGAUUGAGAAUGUUCGAAAGCGGAAGCUACAUCAUAGCAGGCUUUCGAUUGUGGAUGUAGGGUCGAGGAAUACAGAGCUCAAAGAGGAUUCGUUGAAUGCGCUAUUCAACGCCGCUGGAAAGACCAAGUUUCGAAAUGUUUUCGACGAUGAAGAUGAGGAAACAUUGAAGGCAGACCAAUCGAUUGUUGAUGACAUCAACAAGGCAUGCUAUAGGAAAGAAAUUCUACACACGAUAGACAGAGAUCGAUUGAAGCAAGAAACUUUUAAUUUCGUGCAGAUCUUGCAGUUUGCGACGGGAAGCGUUGUAGUGGAAGACUCACUAAUGCGACGGAAUUGUGAUGCGGCUGUUGAUAGAUUUUUUAACUAUGCUACAAGUUUAAUGGGAACGGUAGCCGACUGCAGUGCAGUGGGAACUUCGGACACCAAACCGAUUGUGGAUUUACUGCUGGUGAUUGAUGGAUCAAGAAGUGUUUACGAGAACCAAAGGCUGAUUUUUCAUUUAGCCGAGUUAAUCGACAUUUCUGUCUACGGAUCGCAUAUUUCUGUGGUACACGGUCAAACCGGAGAAUUCAUGGUUAACAGAACCAACAGCGUAGCUAGUAUUUUCGAGCAGCUGUCCAGUUUCGAAGGACCGUAUCCCACGUCUCUCUCGCUAUCCAGAAGUUUCGACUCUAUAAUCAACAGGUUAUCUGCCCAAAUGGAUGAAGAACGAGCCUACCGGACCGUUGGUGCUAGUUCGCCCGUGAUUAUGGUAGUUUCCCAGGACCAAAAAAUAACGGAGACCGAUUUUGCCAGUGCCCGUCGAAUGAUGAUCAGUUCAUUCGAGCAGUUCUCGGAUUUGUAUUUCAUCUUUCGUACUAACGACGUGGCCACGUUCCGUCAGCUGACGGAUUUUAGCGGUAUUUCACAUAGUCGUCUCCCUGUAGAGGAACACUACAAAAUUAUCGAGUCCUCGUCGAUCGAACCGAGGCCAUUCAGCGAGGAACUGCUCACAACGUUGAAAGCAAUUCCUCAGCGGCUAGUAGCUCCCUUCUGCAGAACAGCUUCGAACCGGGACAUGUGGCGUAACGUUAAUAUACGGGAGGAGUACGAGCAAUAUCUCAGUCCCGGCGUUGAGCUUCGGUAUCGAAUCAGCCGUAAUUUUCUGUGGAAAACCGGCGUAGUGGGGAUUCAAUUUCAGAAUUCGGCUUACGGAGAAUUUACCGUCUGUGGAACCCAAGAUUAUCAUUUCACAGGAUUAUCAUGUAAAACCACAACACCGGAGCAGGAUAACGUGUGGUUUAACUUUACGGAGCUGUGUUCCGGGGCGCCUGGAUUGCAGUGUUCGUCAUUGUAUUUUAUAGUGCAGAUGGAGACAUCGUACAUGAAGUGUACGGAGAACGACUGCCGCUAUCCGGAUCAAGUGCGGAUGGUUAUUAAACAUCAAGGGCUGCGUUGUCCGACGGAUGCGAGUGGAGGUGAAGAGCGAAGUGUCGCGAGGUGGUUAGUGUUUUUCGCUGUGGCAGUGCUGGUUGCGAGUAAUUUUAGGUUAGGUUUUAGUUUAGUGUAGAUAUGGGCAAGCUUCAAAAGCGAAUCAUAAUUGACUUAAAGAAAAAAGGAAUAGACUCUUGACCAAUUCAAUGACAUUUGUAAAGAUUAGAGAAAUGUCUGUUUGAUUUUGAUUUGGAGUACGGUUUUGAUGUCUUAUAAACAAAUAAGUGCUCAUGUAUUCAUAGCGCUUAUGUUUAAUGUGAUAUAAGAUCACAGUUGGCUUGAUUUGCUUGCAUCUUGUUAGGAUUAUAAUUAUCAGCACUCCAUCAGGAAUGAAGCAUUGCAAGAUGACGUCAUUUCAGUAAAAAUACACGAAAAAUUAACAGUUCAGUGAGCUUGUUUACAUGGUGUUAGAAUUUAAAAUCAAUUCGAGCCAAGUUUCUGUACUGCGAGGAAUCGAAAUUUUUCAAAGUUCAUAUAAACAAGCUCCCCAACCUGUCGAAAAAGUGAGGUUAAAUUUUUCUAUUGCAACUAUAACUUUAAGAACAAGUACUCCGUUCUAAAAAAAAAAAUUAUACAUUUCUCUAAGUCGCUUAGGGACGAUUUCUUCACCCUCGCUUAGCACUUAAGCCAGGUUUAAAUGUACUGGUAAACCUGGUUUAAAAGUUGAGCGAGGGUGAAGAAAUAGACCCUUAGACAGGUUUUUCAAAGAAUCGCAACCCAAAAAACAAUUGAAGUUUUAUUGUUCAAUCUAAGUUUUAUAAGAGGCCAUAAAACUAUUAUAAAACCUUCAUUGUUACUAGAUGACUUUUUAAAAAAGAAUCGUUGCUAAUUCACACUUUUUCAAGAGUCGAUUCUUUUGAUCGAUUCGUGAUUUACUCGUCCAUCUCUAGUUGGUGCGUAUACUGUAAAGAAAUACGUAAUGUUCAGAUUAAAAUAAUAACAUAAACAUAAUAUUAUUUAUAUGAAAACAUUGCUUUGCUAAUCAUAAGCAAAAUGUUAAAAGUGUUGGAAAGAAUGUGAUUUGUAUUUCCAACUCAACGACAGUAAAAGCAAACGGGAGCCGGAUCCAGGAGAACAACAUUUCUACGAAAAACCUAUCCGUCGUAAUGCAGAAUAAUAUUAUCUAAUUCAUUCAAUUGUUUAGCUGCUACCACGCGUUUCCAUUAGGCGGUUCACCACCCACAAAAUAUUUUCGAGCAAAAAAUUUCGUUGGAAAAGUCCAGCCCCCCAUCUGCAGAUUAAAGUGUCGGUAAAGUAGCGCAAGCUUUCGUGACAGCUCCAUAUAGACGAAACGAUUUUAUCGCGAGCCGUGUGCAGCAAACCGUAUCAAAAUAAAAACAAAAUAUCUGCUAUUUCAUUCACUCUAACCGCAAAUGUGUCCUCUGUGUCGUCUGAUUUCAACAACGCUUUUAUCAUUGUGGUUUUCAAUUUAGCGGUUUCUUUUACGAACCGUAGUGUGUAUUGUUUCCGCGAGUUCUGUGAUUGUCCAGUGCUGUGAGGAAAAUCCAUUCGAAUUGAGCAUUUGAUAAAUACGUGCAAACAUCCACUACAGUGCAAGUGAAGUGCAUCGUCAGAGUCCUUGGAGAAUAACAUUUCUCGUAAGAUACCCAACAUCAUUGAAAAUUGACCAGCUCACAAGAUGAUGCACACUGCCACUGCUCUGCUGGUCGUAGAGGCGGAUAAGGCUCAGGAUAACCUUGCAAGCGGAUAAGCUAGCUUUUCUUUGCUGCACUACACUGAACGGACUGAAAAAAAAAAACGUCUACGUGCUUUGAGAGUCACUGUGCGAAUGGUAUCAAAUACUUUUUAUACGUCCAGCGUACACAAUGUCUAAUUUGCCAAGAAUAUGAAAAAUAUUAACAAUUGUCGAAGUUACAACAAUUUCCGCAAAACGCGUUCUUUUCAAAGAAGUUUGCCGUGACUCAGGUUCCUGUUUAACAACUCAACUCAGCAUAAAACAAAAAAAAUCAUUACUACAGAAAGUUGCGGUAAACGAUUCAUUGUAUUUUUUUUGCAAGCAGGUACAAUUUUUCCAACAAAGCCUAUAUUUCUAACUACAAAAAAAUUAUUAAAAACUUCAUAACUUUGAUAUGAAAAAUUUGACGAAAAAUUGGAAUCGUUCAAGGACACGGUAGUUAAAUUAGGGACAAUUUGGGAUCGGUUGAAAACUUUUUCGGCAAAGACGUUUUUGGGAAAACAUGAUUUCGAGAUAAUCGCGUUUAUAGUUUCAAGUAUAGAGCGAGUAAAGGCGCUAUAACCUAGGCUCAUUAGCCAGGACAGGGCCAGAUACUUCUGCCCCAUCCCAUCCCAGGAACCUAGGACCAAAGGAGUGACAUUAAUCCUCUUAGCCAAGUCACUCCCAACGAUUUAUCAAAUCCCCGUCAACUUGAAACGGUCGGUACGGUUGUCCAUGUUUCUUCCUUAUUCAAGGUUUGAAAUAGUUUGUUGAUUAAAUUCUUCAUUAAAUGAAUAAUUUAAUUGCCGUAUAAUUUUGAAUCAUCUUCACUUUGUGGGCUGCACAGUUGGCCUGGCCGCUUUAAUGAUUGUGUCGCAUAUCAUAUGUACUACAAACAUUAAUAUUGACAAGAUAAAUUGUAGGCGAACGUCUGCAAUGUUCCAGUAUCCCUACUUGUAUUGGCUGUGUAUGUGUAGACUAGACUAGACUAAAAUCGCGUUUAUAGUUUCAGGUAUAUACCCAGGCCUUCGAUAGGGAGCAAGAUGAAAAACACUAUAACUUUGCU
Molecule: messenger RNA, 5650 nt
Organism: Topomyia yanbarensis
Lineage: Eukaryota; Metazoa; Arthropoda; Insecta; Diptera; Culicidae
Exons: 9
Coding region: 322-2985 (887 amino acids)
Source: RefSeq, a predicted model, not a curated record